Molecule: messenger RNA, 2184 nt
Organism: Astyanax mexicanus (Mexican tetra)
Lineage: Eukaryota; Metazoa; Chordata; Actinopteri; Characiformes; Acestrorhamphidae
Product: E3 ubiquitin-protein ligase TRIM39
Exons: 7
Coding region: 295-1923 (542 amino acids)
Molecular function (GO): protein binding; zinc ion binding
Source: RefSeq, a predicted model, not a curated record
UCAGUGCCCGUGUUUUGUGGUGGUGCGUGUGUUGGGAGAAGUUUCAGUAUACUUGAUUUUGCUCUUUUCUCCGGUUGUUUUGUUGAGUUUAGCCGCCGGUUUAGAGUCUGAUGUUGAUUUUUACCUCCGUGUCGGAUAGUUUAGCCACCUGCUAGCUAACAGUCUGGGCAAGAGGUCAUUUUUUUCCCGAUCAGCGCGUGAGGAAGCGGCGUAGCGGAGUUACACAGACUUUAAUUCGGAAGAAUUACUGAAAAAGAGACUCGAAUCAGACUGGAAAUCUGUAUAAAGAGCGUCAUGGCUUCCUCCAGCAGUCUUAGGCUGUUUGAAGAUCAGCUCCAGUGCUCUAUCUGUCUGGAAGUGUUCAAUGAUCCAGUCUCUACUCCAUGUGGACACAACUUCUGUGUGGUCUGUCUCAGACAGUACUGGGACAGCAGCUCACGCUGCCAGUGUCCAGUUUGUAAGGCAGAAUUUCCUCAAAGACCUGCACUGUCUAUAAACACCUUUAUCUCUGGACUGGCUGCUCAGUUCAAGAAGUCAGCUGAUGUGAAAUUAAGCAACUCUCCAGAGAAACAUUCUUCCAAAUGUAAGAGGGUGUUAUGUGACUACUGCAGUGAGGAUAAACUGGAUGCACUGUCAUCCUGUCUGGACUGUGGGGUCUCUUUUUGCGACACUCAUCUGAUACCUCAUAAAACUGUAUCUAAACUCAAGAAGCACAAGCUGAUGGAUCCUGUGGAGAACCUGGAGGACUACAUCUGCCAGAAACAUGAGAGACCCCUGGAGCUGUUCUGUAGAGACGACCAGAUGACUUUGUGUCAGUUCUGCACUGACGCAGACCACAAGACUCACAGCACUGUUCCUAUAGAGGAGGAGAGUGUAGAGAAGAAGACCCAGCUAGGGAAGAUGCAGAAGGAGGUUCAGCAGAUGAUACAGGACAAAUUGAAUAAGGUUGAGGAGAUCAAACUCUCUGUGAUACUCAAUAAAAAAAGCACAGAGAAAGAGAAAGCAGACAGUGUGGAAGUCUUCAAGGCUCUGGUUCGCUGCAUUAAGAGAAGCCAGGCUGAGCUGCUGAAGGUGAUGGAGGAGAAGCAGAAAGCAGCAGAGAGGCAGGCUGAAGAGUUUAUUAAAGAGCUGGAGCAGGAAAUCACUGAGCUAAAGAGGAGAGACACUGAGCUGGAGCAGAUCUCCCACACUGAGGACCACCUCCACCUCCUACAGAUUUACCCGUCCCUCUGCAGACCCCCACACACCAAGAACUGGACUGACGUCAGUGUUAACACUCCUCUGAGUGUGAAGAUUCUAAGGAAAGCUCUGUCUCAGCUUCAGAAGUCAAUCGAUGAGGAGAUGAAGGAUCUUGUUGAGAUAGAAUUCAACAAGAUGAAACACUAUACAGUGGACGUGACUCUGGAUCCUAAUACAGCUCAUUCAAAACUCAUCCUGUCUGAUGAUGGCAAACAAGUGAAACAUGGAGACAAACGCUACAACUACCCUUACAACCAUAAGAGGUUUGAUUGUUGUGUCUGUGUUCUGGGAAAGGAGGGAUUCUCCUCAGGGAGAUUUUACUAUGAGGUUCAGGUCAGAGGAAACACAGAGUGGGAUUUAGGAGUGACCAGAGAGUCCAGUGAACGGAAUGGAUACAUUAACCUGAAUCCUGACAAUGGAUACUGGACUGUUUGCCUGAGAAACAAGACUGAAUACGAGGCUCUGGACUGUCCCUCUGUUCUCCUCUCGUUGAAACAGGCUCCCCAGAAGGUGGGGGUGUUUGUGGAUUAUGAGGAGGGUCUGAUCUCCUUCUAUGAUGUUGAGGUCAGAUCUCACAUCUACUCUUUCACUGGUCAGACUUUCACUGAGAAACUCUAUCCAUUCUUCAGCCCCAGUCUUAAUCACGAGGAUCCAAACAGAGCACCAUUGAUCAUCACCUCGUGAUCUUCAUCAAUCAAUGGGAAAUCUUUCUUUUAAAAGAACAACUGACCACAAUUUAAAAAAAACUUUUUUUAAAUAUUUGUUUUCGCAAGAGAGGGCAUCAAAUAUGCUUGACUUUUGUUCAUGGUCACAUUAUUGCACUGCACUCCACUGGUCUCGUGAAAAAUAAAGCUACAAGUCUUUAGUCUGAGACAAGAAAGAGACUGUUAAUUUAGUCUAUCACGUAGUAAAACCAGAGGUGGUAUUAAUGAGGAGAGUAUUAAA